AUGUUGGCCAGGAAGGGCCUCCUGCCGGACGGCUUCUUGCUGACCCGGCUGGCAGAGGACCAGAACCAGCCGAACCGCAGCCAUUCCAGGUCCCAGAGAGCCCGAUUCAUCACCAAAACUGGAUCCUGCAACGUGGCUCACAAGAACAUCCGGGAGCAGGGCCGCUUCCUGCAGGACGUCUUCACCACCAUGGUGGACCUGAAGUGGCAGCACUCGCUCCUCAUCUUCACCUCGGCCUUCCUCUGCUCCUGGAUGCUCUUCGCCAUGGCCUGGUGGCUCCUGGCCUUCGCUCACGGAGACCUGGAGCCCCGGGACCUGGACACUGAGCCGGGCCCCGUCCCCUGUGUCACCGCCAUCCACUCCUUCACCUCAGCCUUCCUCUUCUCCAUAGAAGUCCAGGUGACCAUCGGGUUCGGUGGCAGGAUGGUGACGGAGGAGUGUCCCGUGGCCAUCAUUGUUCUGAUCAUCCAGAACAUUCUGGGUCUGAUCAUCAACGCCGUGAUGCUCGGCUGCGUGUUCAUGAAGACGGCGCAGGCCAACCGGCGAGCCGAGACGCUCAUCUUCUCCCGGAACGCCGUCAUCGCCACUCGGAACGGCCGGCCCGCCUUCAUGUUCCGAGUCGGAGACCUGAGGAAGAGCAUGAUCAUCUCGGCCACCGUGCAGCUGCAGGUGAUCCGACGCACGGUGACGGUGGAGGGCGAGGUGAUCCCGGUGUGUCAGCUGGACAUCCAGGUGGAGAACCCUUUGAGGAGCAACGGCAUUUUCCUGGUGUCUCCUCUCAUCAUCAGCCACACCAUCGAGCGAGGCAGUCCUCUGUACGAGCUGUCCGCCCAGUCUCUGGCCUCCGAGGACCUGGAGAUCAUUGUCAUCCUGGAAGGAGUGGUGGAGACGACGGGGAUCACCAUGCAGGCCCGCACCUCCUACACCCCUGAGGAGAUUCUGUGGGGGAGGCGAUUUGUCUCCAUCAUCACAGAGGAGGACGGCCACUACUGCGUCGACUACUCCAAGUUCGGAAACACGGUUCCGGUCCGGAUGUCGUCGCUCAGCGCCAAGGAGCUGGACCAGACCAGAGGAGUCCAGGAAGGGACAUCAGACACCCAGCUGCAGGGCUGGGGGCUGGUCCGGGCCGGCAGGGGGGGCUUCCGCCGAGGGGGUCGAGCCUGCGAAGGCGCCGCCCCUCAGCCCUGGUACGCCCAAUCAGUGAAGCCAAACAAGGAGGCGGAGCAGAAGGGUCAGAAGAAGACGGUGCAGCUGGAGGUGAUUGGACGGCAGGAAGAGGAUGGACUUGGAGACUUGAGCGACUGAAGCGUCCUUGCCUUUAAUUUCCCACAAUGCAUUGCUCUCUCCCACAAUUCAAUGUUUUUCCGAGAAGACAAAGAGGAGUCACAAGUUAGAUAAACAAGAGUUCUGUUUGAUCUUCACAAAAACACACGUCUUGUGUGGA
Nematolebias whitei (Rio pearlfish) is the source of this 1444-nucleotide messenger RNA. RefSeq names its product potassium inwardly rectifying channel subfamily J member 11, like (gene kcnj11l). Gene Ontology annotation, cellular component: plasma membrane. NCBI's taxonomy places the organism in Eukaryota, Metazoa, Chordata, Actinopteri, Cyprinodontiformes, Rivulidae. Gene Ontology annotation, biological process: potassium ion import across plasma membrane; regulation of monoatomic ion transmembrane transport. The coding region runs from base 1 to 1305 and encodes 434 amino acids. The record is from RefSeq and is a predicted model, not a curated record. Gene Ontology annotation, molecular function: inward rectifier potassium channel activity. The transcript is spliced from 5 exons.